This is a messenger RNA of Drosophila santomea, 6626 nucleotides long. RefSeq lists its product as uncharacterized. The transcript is spliced from 3 exons. The record is from RefSeq and is a predicted model, not a curated record. Gene Ontology annotation, molecular function: zinc ion binding; nucleic acid binding. NCBI's taxonomy places the organism in Eukaryota, Metazoa, Arthropoda, Insecta, Diptera, Drosophilidae. The coding region runs from base 694 to 6390 and encodes 1898 amino acids. Gene Ontology annotation, biological process: DNA integration.
UCGAAUAUUGUUAUCGAUAGGCUAGUUAGUAUUUUUAAGAAGUCCGAAUGAGGAAGGAUUUGUAAGCCCAUAUGUGUCUGGGCACAUUGUUUUUCGCCAUUGUAAAUUGCCGGAAAAUUAAGCUUUCAUUGUCGUUUAAGAGUUGGAGGACACACUGCGAAUAAAACGUGUUCUACUACCACGGAUUAGUCUGCCCUUUCUUUCGGGAACCAAUGCGUGGGGUAGCCGUUUAAGGCAACUCCAUGUGACGAACGACGACAGCCUUUUAUUCGCAAUCCUAGGGCGACUGCAGGGGCAACUUGCGCUGGAAAGACGGUUUAGACGGCCAGCUAGAGAGUUGCCGGAGCUGGAGUGACGGUUUAGACGGCCAGCAAGGAGGAUUUGUGUGAGCGCAGCCAGCGCUACGUACCGGCAGAGGAGUCGCAGCCAACGACAUAGAGGGACGCAGCCAGCGUCGAACGCCGAUGCGAACGGGUCGCAGCCAGCGACAAGGAGACGCAAGAAGCGUCAUUUGUGGAGACCGCAGCCAGCGGUCAGAAGGCGCAAAAGAGCGCCAAGCAUCCGUGGCCGCAGCCAGCGGCACGAGGCGUCAGAGACGCCAUUUUGGACGCGUAGAGGCGCCGCCAUUUUGGACGCGCAGAGGCGCCGCCAUAUUGGACGCGCAGAGGCGCCGCCAUUUUGGAGCUGGGAAAGAUGCAGCAUUCCCCCAGGAAGAGUGCCCGGCUGAACAGAGGAGAAGCCACCCCUAUAACAACAGUGAGUCAGCAGCCAGCCAGUAGUGGAGCAGAAACUCGGACGCGGGUGAACAUCACGGCGGCGUCGAUUCCUUGCCCGGCCACUACGGUGACUACAGUAGCCUCCCAACCUAGAAGUACUGCUGUCACAGCUGCGAGUUCAGUACUGGAAGUGAACCAGCCCCUCGCGUUGGAACUCAUGGAGAGGAUCGCAGCGUUGGAGAGGGAGCUGGAGAAGGCUAGAUCCCUGGAAAGUGUGAGCACCGCCAAUUGCGCGCCAAUCGCAGUUGGCGCCAACAGUGGAGCGUCGGGGCGGCCGCCAUUUUGGAGCGACCAGCCAAUACCCACAUCUAACGGAGAGGCCUUACAUAACGGGGUCGGGUCGGUGCCAUACAACGGUGACGGUGCGAGCGGUGCGGCAUGCACGCUGCCGCCAUCUUCGAGUGGACCGCCAUUGCUAACUACUAGCAACUAUUUUGUGGAGCCGCUGUGUGCAACAGGCAUUGCGCAGCCAGCGCAUGGACUCGUGCUACCGAGCGUGAGCAUCCACAAUGCGACAACAGCACUUGUCGGAUCCUACGCCGCGACGACGCCGAGUGGAAUCCAGGGAGCAUAUGGGCCAAGGAAGCUUCCGGACUUGCCUAUAUUUGGAGGGCAGCCAGAGGAGUGGCCGAUCUUCAGCUGUGCGUUCGUGGAGACGACCCGAGCGUACAACUGCACGGACCUGGAGAACAACCAGAGGUUGUUGAAGGCGCUGAAGAAUGAAGCGCGCGAGGCAGUGAAGGCGCUAUUGAUUCAUCCAGGAAAUGUCAGCGCCGUGAUGGAGCAGCUGGGCUUUAGGUUCGGACGACCGGAGCAGCUUAUACGCAGCCAGCUCAACAACGUGCGAGAGGUGCAGCCAAUUUCGGAGCACAAUUUGGCGAAGAUCAUUCCCUUCGCAACCCGAGUGAGUAACCUCGCGGCUUUCUUGCAGUCAGCGAAGGCGGAGCAGCACCUGGGGAACCCAACCCUCAUGGAGGAGCUUGUGGCCAAGCUGCCAAUGAGCAAGCGAGUGGACUGGGCCAGGCAUGCUGCAACGAUUGCGCCCUUUCCCACUGUAGUCCACUUCAGCGCGUGGCUACAGGAGUACGCAAACGUGGUGUGCACGGUUUUGGACGUCGAGGGAAAGGAGCCGAGGCGUCGACUUCUACAUGCAAGCGUCAACCAUAAUGAAUGCGAUCAACAGAAUGAUCGGCAUGGAGGUUGUCCCAUCUGUGGAGGACAGCAUGGAAUAUUAAACUGCAGAGAAUUUAUUGGAGCCUCGCCACAGGAAAGGUGGAGCAAUGUGAAGAGGCAUCGGCUCUGCUUCAAAUGCCUGCGAAGCGGGCACACGGCUAGAUCCUGCUAUACGCAAGGUGAGUGCCAGAUUAAUGGAUGCCGAAGGGAGCAUCACCGUCUGCUACAUGGUGCGGACGAGGAGCGAAGGCCGCUGCAGCAAGGUGGCUUCAGACGCCACGAAGGGAACCAGCAGCCAGCAGUUUCCAGACGCAGCCCAGCCAGGGACCAGGAGAGGAACCAGCAGCCAGCAGUUUCCAGACGCAGCCCGGCCAGGGACCAGGAGAGGAACCGGCAGCCAGCCGCUCCCAGCAACAGCCUGGAGAGAGGAGCUCCGCGUGAAGCGGGAACGCCCAUGCAGAGGAAUUUGAGCUGCGUUGACGCCGAAGGAGGCCGUCUACUGUUCCGUAUACUGCCGGUUACGCUGUACGGAGCGGGGCGAGAGGUGGAUACGUAUGCGCUCCUAGAUGAGGGUUCCUCCGUCACGAUGAUCGAUGACGAGCUACGAAAGGAUCUUGGAGUGCAAGGAGAGCGUCGGCAGCUAAAUAUCCAAUGGUUUGGAGGUAAGGCAACCAGAGAGCCUACCAACGUGGUGAGUCUGAAGAUAAGUGGAGUUGGAAAGCCCACUCGCCAUGUAUUGAAAAACGUUUAUGCCGUUUCGAAUUUGAGUUUGCCGAUGCAGACAUUGAGCCGACGAGAUGUCCAGGGCGUGCACAGGGAUGCGCGUCUGCCGAUGAAGCCUUACAGCAACGUGGCGCCGAAGCUGCUCAUCGGCCUGGAUCACGGACAUCUGGGGUUGCCAUUUAGGACGAGGCGGUUCGCUCGAGAGGGACCGUAUGCGGCCGCAACCGAGCUGGGCUGGGUUGUGUUUGGGCCUGUAAGUGGGCAACCGACCACGCCGUCACCGAGGUCCUGCCUACUUGCCGUGUCAGUGGAUGACGCGAUGGAAAAGAUGGUGGAGGACUACUUCGACAUGGAGAACUUUGGAGUGAAGCACGCGCCGCCGGUCGCAGCCAGCGACGAUGUUCGGGCCCAAAGGAUACUCGAAGACACCACGGUGAAAGUGGGGCGUCGCUACCAGACGGGAUUACUCUGGAAGGACGACCACGUUGUGCUGCCACAGAGCUAUGAGAUGGCGUACAGGAGGCUGGUCAACGUCGAGAAGAAGAUGAAGCGCAACAAGCCGUUGGCGCAGGAAUACGAUCGGAUUAUAAAGGAUUACGUAUCUAAAGGAUACGCGAGGAGGCUGCAGCCGGAGGAGGUCGCGGUAAGGAGCGAUCGCCUAUGGUAUUUGCCACAUUUUGGUGUCGAAAACCCAAACAAGCCCGGCAAGGUACGGCUUGUGUUUGAUGCUGCAGCCAAAGUUGGAGGAACCUCGCUAAAUUCGGAGCUGGACAAAGGGCCUCAGCACUAUAAGCCUUUGCCGGCUGUGCUCUUUCAUUUCAGAGAGGGAGCCGUCGGAGUCUGCGGUGACAUCAAGGAGAUGUUCCACCAAGUGCUGAUCCGACCCGAGGAUAGAUGUUCCCAACGAUUCCUCUGGAGAGAUGGCGACGACGAGAGAGAUCCGGAUGUCUACGAGAUGAACGUAAUGACGUUUGGAGCAGCCUGCUCGCCGAGCGCUGCGCAUUACGUGAAGACUAUGAAUGCCCUGAAGUAUCGGGAUUCGGAUCCGAGAGCGGUCAAGGCCAUCACCGACUACCAUUAUGUCGAUGACUACGUGGACAGUUUCGCUACAGAGAGCGAGGCUAUCAGCGUAUCUACCCGAGUGAAGGAGAUACACAAGGAUGCUGGAUUCGAAUUAUGCAAGUUUUCAUCCAGCUCACCCACCGUGGAGACGGCUUUAGGACCUGGUCGAGUCAAGAGCGUCGGAUGGGGUGAGGCUGAAGAGAAGAUCCUCGGAAUGCGUUGGCAAGUAGCAACAGAUGACUUCAGAUUCAACGUGGAGUAUCAUCGAGUGCCAAGCAGCGUCCUGAGUGGAGAUCGAGUCCCUACGAAGAGGGAAUAUUUGAGCCUGGUGAUGUCAACGUUCGAUCCCCUGGGAUUCCUGUGCUGCCUCAUGGUUACAGCGAAGCUGCUGCUGCGAGAGAUUUGGAGGCAGAAGAUCCAGUGGGACGAACCACUACCGGAGGAGUUAAGCAAAGCCUUUGCGAUUUGGCGCAAAAAGAUGGACACCGUGGGACAGUUCCGAUGUCCGCGCCAUUAUUUUGGGCGUGGAGCAGUCCGGGCCGUAGAGUUGCACGUCUUCGUGGAUGCUAGUCAGGCAGCAUUCGCGGCGGUGGCCUAUUGGAGGGUCACAUAUGAGGACGACGACGUGCAGGUGAGCUUCGUGAGUGCGAAGACGAAGUGUGCCCCCAUGAGAACGAUGACGAUCCCACGGCUGGAGCUGCAGGCAGCAGUUCUUGGAACCAGGCUGAUGAACACUGUCAAGGAGGAGCACAGUGUGGUCAUCACGGACCUGGUGUUAUGGACGGACUCUAAGACGGUGCUGAGAUGGAUCGGCAGCACCCACCGCCGGUAUAAGCAGUUUGUUGGCAACCGAGUGGCGGAGAUUUUGGAGUCGUCGAAGGUUUCCCAAUGGAGAUGGGUGCCUACAGCCGACAAUGCGGCUGAUGAUGCGACGCGGUCGCAGAAAGGAGUCGACCUUAGCCAGGAAUCAAGGUGGCUAAGAGGACCUGCAUUUUUGAGGCAGCCAGGAGCCAGCUGGCCGGGGCCUGAGGAAGGAACUGAGCGUGUUCCAGAUGCCCCUGAUGAAGAAGAGAUGCCCUGUGAGUUUGCAUUAGUUGCGGCAGACGAUUUUGUUAUUCCGUUUCAGAGAUUCUCGAGCUUCAGUCGCCUGGUGAGGACCACAGCCUGGGUCCUACGGUUUGCGCGAUGGUGCCGCAAACAGCGAAACGAACUCGAGGAAUACGGCCUUACUGCAGCAGAAUGCAAGGCCGCGGAGAACCUGUUGGUCAGACAGGCACAAUUGGAGUCGUUCCCCGACGAGAUGAGGUCGGCGGAAACUGGACAGGACGUCGCUAGAUCGAGCGACAUUCGAGGGUUGGUGCCCUACCUAGACGAGGACGGGAUUCUGCGAGCUUACGGCAGAAUUGAUGCCGCACUGUGCAUCCCGUACAGUGCGAGGAGGCCCGUAUUACUGUCACACAGGCACAGUCUGACAGAGCUGAUUGUGAGGGACUUCCACGCCAGGAUGAAGCAUCAAAAUGUGGAUGCUACGAUUGCGGAGAUCCGGACAAAGUUCUGGGUCACAAAGAUGAGGCGUAUGAUGCGGAGAGUCAUCUCAUCGUGCAACGAGUGCAAGUUGCAGCGAGCGCGGCCGAUGCCGCCGAUAAUGGGACCCCAUCCGGAAGACAGACUGGAUGCGGGUGGAUGGCCAUUCAAAUACACAGGACUGGACUACUUUGGGCCACUGCUGGUGACUGUGUCCCGUCACAAGGAAAAGCGUUGGGUCGCCUUGUUUACGUGUUUGACGACAAGGGCGAUUCACCUGGAGCUGGCGCAUGACCUGUCGACGGAUUCCUGCAUAAUUGCAAUCAGGAACUUCGUCUGCCGUAGAGGGCCAGUAUAUAGACUGCGCAGCGAUAACGGCAAGAACUUCGUGGGAGCUGACAGGGAAGCCAGGCGCUUCGGUGACGUAUUCGAGAUGGAGAAGCUUCAGAGUGAGUUGUCAAGCAGAAGCAUUGAAUGGGUUUUUAAUUGUCCAGCGAACCCGUCUGAGGGCGGAGUUUGGGAGCGCAUGGUGCAGUGCGUCAAGAGAGUACUGCGUCAUACCCUGAAGGAAGUUGCGCCGAGGGACCAUGUAUUGGAGAGUUUCCUGAUUGAGGCGGAGAAUAUUGUAAACUCGCGUCCGCUCACCCACUUGCCUGUGGAUGCGGACCAGGAGGCGCCGUUGACGCCAAACGAUCUACUCAAGGGAGUAGCCAAUCUGCCGGAUACGCCUGGAUUGGAUGCGGAGCUGCCCAAGGAGGGUUCUACGAGGAAGCAGUGGAGGAUUGCUCGCCUGCUACGAGACCGUUUCUGGAGGAGGUGGGUCAUGGAGUACCUGCCUACGCUUGUGCGCCGCGAGAAGUGGUGCCGCCGAACGGAGCCCAUCCACCAGGGUGAUAUGGUCUUCGUCUGCGAUCCUGCCUUGGCCCGACGAGAGUGGCGCAAGGGCAUCGUGGAGGAGAUCUACAGCGGAGCUGAUGGAGUCGUCAGACGCGCUAAGGUGCGCGUGAACGACAACGGCCUAUCUAGGACAAUGAUGCGACCCGUCUCUAAACUUGCAGUUUUGGAUUUGAGUGAAGCGGUUCUUCACGGGGUCGGGGAUGUCGCGGAUCGAAUAUUGUUAUCGAUAGGCUAGUUAGUAUUUUUAAGAAGUCCGAAUGAGGAAGGAUUUGUAAGCCCAUAUGUGUCUGGGCACAUUGUUUUUCGCCAUUGUAAAUUGCCGGAAAAUUAAGCUUUCAUUGUCGUUUAAGAGUUGGAGGACACACUGCGUCUUCCAGAAUAAAACGUGUUCUACUACCACGGAUUAGUCUGCCCUUUCUUUCGGGAACCAAUGCGUGGGGUAGCCGUUUAAGGCAACUCCAUGUGACGAAC